AUAACUACAACCUGAUUUUGUUUGUCCACAGUUCUGGGAGAUCAUAUCUGAGGAGCACGGCAUUGACCCUACUGGCGUGUACCGCGGCACCAGCGACUUGCAACUCGAACGGAUCUCCGUCUACUAUAAUGAGGCCUCUGUUGCGACGGCGGAGAGCGGCGGCAAGUACGUCCCCCGCGCCAUCCUGCUCGACCUCGAGCCCGGCACCAUGGACGCCGUGCGCUCCGGCGCCUACGGGCAGCUCUUCCGUCCGGACAACUUCGUCUUCGGCCAGUCCGGCGCCGGCAACAACUGGGCUAAGGGACACUACACGGAGGGCGCCGAGCUCGUCGACGCAGUCCUCGAUGUAGUGCGCAAGGAGUGCGAGAACUGCGACUGCCUCCAGGGCUUCCAGCUCACACACUCGCUCGGCGGCGGCACCGGCUCCGGAAUGGGCACCCUCCUUAUCUCCAAAAUCAGGGAAGAAUACCCCGACAGAAUCAUGAACACAUACUCAGUCGUCCCCUCGCCCAAAGUAUCAGACACCGUCGUCGAGCCCUACAAUGCCGUCCUCUCCAUUCAUCAGCUAGUCGAAAACACAGAUGAGACGUACUGCAUAGACAACGAGGCCCUCUACGACAUUUGCUACAGAACCCUCAAAGUUCCUAACCCAACAUACGGCGAUCUGAACCAUCUCGUCUCGCUCACCAUGUCUGGCGUGACCACCUGCCUCAGGUUCCCCGGUCAGCUGAAUGCGGAUCUCCGCAAGCUGGCGGUGAACAUGGUGCCCUUCCCGCGUCUGCACUUCUUCAUGCCGGGCUUCGCCCCGCUCACGUCGCGCGGCAGCCAGCAGUACCGUGCCCUCACCGUGCCCGAACUCACUCAGCAGAUGUUCGACGCUAAGAACAUGAUGGCGGCGUGCGACCCGCGUCACGGCCGCUACCUCACCGUCGCCGCCAUCUUCCGCGGUCGCAUGUCCAUGAAGGAGGUCGACGAGCAGAUGCUCUCUAUUCAAAAUAAGAACAGCAGUUUCUUCGUCGAAUGGAUUCCUAACAACGUGAAGACUGCCGUGUGCGACAUCCCGCCCAAGGGUUUGAAGAUGUCUUCUACCUUUAUCGGCAACACGACCGCCAUCCAGGAGCUGUUCAAGAGAAUAUCGGAGCAGUUCUCUGCUAUGUUCAGGCGUAAAGCUUUCUUGCAUUGGUACACGGGUGAGGGUAUGGACGAGAUGGAGUUCAACGAGGCGGAGAGCAACGUCAACGACUUGGUGUCUGAGUACCAGCAGUACCAGGAGGCCACCGCCGAAGACGACACGGAGUUUGACCAGGAAGACAUGGAGGAGCUCGCGCAGGACGAGCACCACGAUUAGACUGUUCGUCUCCCUUACUGCGACUCUCGUGGUACAAGCAACGUAAUUAAGGCGCCUACCGUAGUAAGGGUCCAAUCCUUUCCUCGCUAGAGAUGCUGUCUCAAUAAAUAUUUAUAUUUCUCAACGAAAUUAGAGGCUAAGUCGCGUGCAUUUUAUUUUGUCAGCAUACCAAAGCGUCCGUAAUUGGAGCAACGAAAUUUGAACCACGAACUCACGCGAUGUCGCACUGUGAUCCGUCAAUACAGUUUGACGCGUAUCGUAAAGUGCAAAUACCUAAUUGAUAACAAAAAUAUUUUAUAAUAUUAAAUAGUAUUAUAUUCGAAGUCUGUUUUAUGAAUUUUAGAAAUUUAAGAAGUCAAAACUUAAUAAGGAACGUACCAAUCAGUGCAUUUCUUAGCUUAAGUUAUUAUUGUCUUGUAUGCUUUUAUAAUUUAUAAUUAAAUGUUUUAAAAAGAAA
Molecule: messenger RNA, 1805 nt
Organism: Manduca sexta (tobacco hornworm)
Lineage: Eukaryota; Metazoa; Arthropoda; Insecta; Lepidoptera; Sphingidae
Product: tubulin beta chain-like
Exons: 2
Coding region: 209-1348 (379 amino acids)
Biological process (GO): mitotic cell cycle; microtubule cytoskeleton organization
Cellular component (GO): microtubule; cytoplasm
Molecular function (GO): GTPase activity; GTP binding; structural constituent of cytoskeleton
Source: RefSeq, a predicted model, not a curated record